UCUGGUUUUGCGUUGUCUCUGGUUGUUUCUGAAUUCUGUGAAAUUCAACUAACAAGCUAAACAAAUUAUUUAACGCAACUAAAAACCAAUUGCGUCGCAACUUAUCGCAGUGCUCGGGACAAGUGAACAGAAAUUCCAAAAUUUGGCAAAUCAUUUGUAACAGAAACGUGCGUUUACGUCGGGUUGCCAGAGUGUGUGCUGCUGCGACGAAUUCCAGUGUGUGAGAUUGUGUGUGUGGUGAAUUUUGGCUCUCCCCCAACAUUCCACCGCCAUCCCCCCACCCUUAACGGCAGCGGCGUGCAAAAAGCAAAAUUUUAGUGCAAAUAAAUUGCUUUGCUUAUCUCGGCGCGCGCGCUCGCUUGAUAUGGCUAAGUGUGCGUGUGCGUAUGCGAGUGUGUGUGUGUGUGUGUGUGUGCUGUGUGUAAGCUUGAGUGUUGUUAAUUAAUUUACAAAGCCGCCAGCGUCAGGCUCGAGUGUGCACUCUUGCAAAUAACAUAUACAAAUUUUGUGAGUUUGUUGAUUUGGCAGCAAAAAAGAAAAUGUUACGCGUGCUAUAAACAAGCGCGACUACCCCCAUUGUGACCAACGCGCGCGUUCCACUAAACAGAAAACAGCCAACAACAACAACAAUAACAAUAAACGCAGAAGGUGCUGGCGGUUCGUGUACUUGAAAACGAAAGUUCUUUUGCAUGCAAACGGUUGCGCAUAAAAAAAAACCAUACACACACACACGCACGCCAACACAUACACACUCACACAGACAGUGCUCGCAAAUCGCAAAAAGAGAGAGAUAGAGAGCGCAGCUGAGCACAGCAAAAGAUAGAGAGGAGGCGCCGUGGCCACUUGGCCUUGAACUUGUGCGGCGCGGGAGCGCAGCGAUUGAUAUUUAAUGAAGAAUUCCACAGACUGCAGCCGGAAUAUUGAAGUUACACAAUUCGGCAGCAGAGCGAACGCGACGCAGCGCGACGUCAGAUACGACGUCAAUUGACAGCGACAACAACUGAAUCCAAGCAUCAUCAGGAUAAAAUAAUAAUAAAACACCUUUAAGUACACACACACACACACACAUACCCAAACACACUCACUCACACACUCCAGUGGCUUAAGAGCAUUCAUUUUGCCAUAUGCAACAAAUAAUACAAAUAUACAGAUAUAUAGAUAUAAACAGAUAUAUAUAUAUGGCUGUAAUUAACAUGUUAACUGGCACUGGGAACGUUGGACUAUAUCUUUUUUGGACUCUUUGAUGUUGCUCAAACAACGGCAUUUGGCAGCAAAACUUUUUGUACCUGUUGUUUUGCGCACGCAAAAGGAAACUUGAAAUAGAUACCUGAGAAUACACUUUAUACUGCAACAAAUAUAUUUAUUUAACAUACAACAAAACAAUCACAAGAGCAAACAAUAAAUAAAUAAAAACAAACAAACAGACAAACAAAACAAACAUUUUGCCGUUUCGAGAAGCCGUCCAGCAGUUAUAUACAGAGCCAACUAUAUAUAUAUAUAUAUAUACAUAUAUAUAGAGAGAGCGAGUUAUAUGUAUAUCAAAUAUGCCCAACGUUUGCCAGAGCAACAACAAGGAGUAAGGCAACUGCUGCCUUACAUUUAAGCCAACAACAGCAACAACAACAACAACAACAGCAACAAUAACAAUAGCAGCGGCAACAGGAAGUGGAACAACAACAACAGCAGCAAGGAAAUAUUAUUAUUGUUAACAGCAUUUGGGCGUAUCAAAUCGAAAUCUGUUGCCAUGGGUCGCAAAAAAAUUCAGAUAUCACGCAUCACCGAUGAACGCAAUCGACAGGUGACCUUCAACAAGCGCAAGUUCGGCGUCAUGAAGAAAGCCUACGAGCUGUCCGUGCUGUGUGACUGCGAAAUAGCGCUGAUCAUCUUCUCGUCCAGCAACAAGCUCUAUCAGUAUGCCAGCACCGAUAUGGAUCGUGUGCUGCUCAAAUACACCGAAUACAAUGAGCCACACGAAUCGCUGACCAACAAGAAUAUUAUUGAGAAAGAGAACAAAAACGGCGUCAUGUCACCGGAUUCACCCGAAGCGGAGGCCGACUAUACGCUCACCCCGCGCACCGAAGCCAAAUACAAUAAGAUCGACGAGGAAUUUCAGAAUAUGAUGCAGCGCAACCAAAUGGCUCUUAGUGGUGUUACGGGGGGCGGUGGUGCCGGCGGCGCCGGAGGCGGAGGCGGAGGUGGCGGCGGUGGAGGUGCACCGAAUCGAGCCAUGCCAAAUACAAGCUAUACAAUGCCAGUAUCGGUGCCAGUGCCGGGCUCCUACGGUGAGAAUCUGCUGCAGGCCAGCCCACAAAUGUCCCACACAAACAUCAGCCCACGUCCAUCGAGUUCGGAGACGGAUUCAGGUGGGAUGUCCUUAAUAAUCUAUCCAUCGGGUACCAUGUUGGAGAUGUCAAACGGUUAUCCACAUUCACAUUCGCCGCUUGUGGGAUCACCCAGUCCAGGUCCCAGUCCUGGCAUAGCGCAUCAUUUGCCCAUUAAGCAACAAUCGCCGGGCAGCCAGAAUGGAAGAGCUUCCAAUUUGCGUGUCGUCAUACCGUCCACCAUAGCGCCGAAUAUGUCGGCGACAGCGGACGAUGUCGCCUAUGCAGAUCAGCGCCAGAGCCAGACGUCGCUGAAUACGCCGGUGGUGACGCUGCAGACACCGAUGCCGCCGCUGGCGAGCUACUCGUUUGGGGCGCAGGACUUUUCGCAAUCGGGUGCGAUGAGCGCGGACAUAAUGGGCCUGCCGCAGUGGCAUCAGGGUCUCGUGCAGCACACUAGGUGGGUAGUCCAGGCCCCGAGCCCGGCGAAUAGCAGCAGCAGCAGCCCCAGCAGGCAAACACUUAACGGCGACCAACAUCAUAAUCUGCCUUGCAGUCUAUCCCAUCUGGCUGUCUCGAAUAGCACACCGCCGCCCGCCACCUCACCCGGCUCCAUUAAGGUCAAAUCGGAGCCGCAAUCGCCGCCACGUGAUCUCUCUGCCAGCGGCAACGGCGGCAGCGGCGGUGGCGGUGGUGGCGGUGGCCAUCAGCAUAACAGCAAUGGCUCCACGGGCAGCGGCUCCAGCAGCAGCAGCAACAGCAGCAAUGUCUCAACAACGGGCGGCGUCCUUACCGCCAUCAAUGCCAUCACACAGCUGGGCGGCGCCGGCGUCGGCGGCGGGGGUGGUGGGAGCAACGGCAGCGCCGAUCAGGCCACCAAUCUGAGCGUUCUAAGUCAUUCGCAACAGCAUCUGGUCAUGUCCAAUUCGCGGCCCUCGUCCACCGGCCACAUAACACCGACUCCAGGGCAUGAUAAGUAUGAAGGAUAUCAGUACCGCGCGCUUAUGGGACAUAAUCCUAGAUGGAAUUUUGCCGAUUUUAUUAUCUUGAACGCAGGUGCGCCCAGCAGCGAGCAGGAUGUGCGCUUAGCAGCAGUUGCUGUGCAGCAGCAGCAGCAACAGCAGCAACAACAACAACAGCAACAACAACAGCAGCAACAACAGCAGCAACAUCAGCAACAACAGCAACAACUAAGCGACUAUGAUGCGCCCAAUCACAAAAGGCCAAGAAUAUCUGGCGGCUGGGGCACAUAGCCGGCACGUGGCGCU
Drosophila novamexicana is the source of this 3589-nucleotide messenger RNA. RefSeq names its product myocyte-specific enhancer factor 2-like. The transcript has 12 exons. Gene Ontology annotation, biological process: positive regulation of transcription by RNA polymerase II; cell differentiation. Gene Ontology annotation, molecular function: RNA polymerase II cis-regulatory region sequence-specific DNA binding; histone deacetylase binding; protein dimerization activity. The record is from RefSeq and is a predicted model, not a curated record. Bases 1745 to 3574 code for a protein of 609 amino acids. NCBI's taxonomy places the organism in Eukaryota, Metazoa, Arthropoda, Insecta, Diptera, Drosophilidae.